AUGGACUUUGCCCCCUACCAAUCCUCCCCCCCAGAACACGCCCGCUCCCCGCUCUCCUCCCCCCGCGCCUCCGCCGACCUCGCCCGCCGCCCAUUCUCCCCCGUCACGGCCGCCGCAAAGGCCAUCGCCCGCAGCCCGCCUCCUCUGCAGCACCCCCAGCCCCAGCGCGCCUGGAGCGGCGACCUCGACGGCGCUGCUGCCGCCGCCAACAGCGGAAACUUCUUCAGCAACAACAACAACAACGGCCGGGCAAGCAGCAGUCUAUGGGGCGGUUUCGGCAGCGGCAGCGCGGGCGCGAAUUCCCCCAUGCCGGGGACGUAUCCCGCCGAGGUCAGCGAGUUUGACACGAGUCUGGGGCUGAGGCUGGAUUACGAGGCGUGUUUGGCGUAUCUUGCGUUUCCGCCUGUAGGGGCGGUGAUUCUCUUGAUCUUGGAGCGGAAUAGCGACUAUGUCAGGUUCCACGCCUGGCAGUCUGCUCUCCUCUUCACAGCCAUCAUGGUCUUCCACGUCUUAAUCUCCUGGUCGUCCUUCCUGAGCUGGAUCUUCUUCCUCGGGGACAUUGUUCUGAUUGGAUUUCUCACGCUGAAGGCAUAUCAAGACGCAGAGAUACUAGACAGAUACGAAGUUCCCUUCUUCGGAAGGAUAGCGAGCAGAUUCCUAGACGACGAGUAG
Molecule: messenger RNA, 672 nt
Organism: Trichoderma reesei QM6a
Lineage: Eukaryota; Fungi; Ascomycota; Sordariomycetes; Hypocreales; Hypocreaceae
Exons: 3
Coding region: 1-672 (223 amino acids)
Source: RefSeq, a predicted model, not a curated record